ACAGCAUUGUCUCCACUGAAGAGGAUGGACACAAGGUCUCUGCCCUGAGCAGCAUGAACGGACACAGCAGGAAUGGACAGGGCCAUGCCCCCCGACGGAAACGCCGCAAUCGCUUUGUGAAGAAGAAUGGCCAGUGCAAUGUCUAUUUUGCCAACUUGAGCAACAAGUCCCAGCGCUACAUGGCUGACAUCUUCACCACAUGUGUAGACACACGCUGGCGCUACAUGCUUAUGAUUUUCUCAGCGACCUUCUUGGUUUCCUGGCUAUUCUUUGGCUUCCUCUUCUGGUGUAUUGCUUUCUUCCAUGGAGACCUGGAUGCCCCUAGUGCGGGAGGUGGCCCCACCAGUCUAAAGCCUUGCAUCAUGCAUGUCAAUGGCUUCUUAGGAGCCUUCCUUUUCUCAGUGGAGACACAGACCACCAUUGGGUAUGGCUUUCGCUGUGUGACUGAGGAGUGCCCACUGGCCAUCAUGGCAGUAGUGAUCCAAUCCAUUGUGGGAUGUGUCAUCGACUCUUUCAUGAUUGGCACCAUCAUGGCCAAGAUGGCACGGCCUAAGAAACGAGCCCAGACCCUUCUUUUCAGUCACCAUGCUGUCAUCUCUGUGCGCGAUGGCAAACUGUGCCUCAUGUGGCGGGUGGGAAACUUGCGAAGGAGCCACAUUGUAGAGGCCCAUGUCCGAGCACAGCUGAUCAAGCCCUACAUGACAGAGGAAGGUGAGUACCUACCACUGGAUCAGCGGGACCUCAACGUGGGCUAUGACGUAGGCCUUGACCGCAUAUUCUUGGUGUCCCCCAUUAUCAUCGUCCAUGAGAUUGAUGAGGAGAGCCCACUCUAUGGAAUUGGGAAGGAGGAGCUGGAGUCAGAGGACUUUGAGAUUGUCGUCAUCCUGGAGGGGAUGGUGGAGGCCACAGCCAUGACCACCCAGGCUCGCAGCUCCUACCUGGCCAGUGAGAUCCUCUGGGGCCAUCGUUUUGAACCUGUGGUCUUUGAGGAGAAAAACCACUAUAAGGUGGACUAUUCACGCUUCCACAAGACCUAUGAGGUAGCUGGUACCCCUUGCUGCUCAGCCCGGGAGCUGCAGGAGAGCAAGAUCACCAUCUUACCUUCUCCCCCACCUCCUAGUGCCUUCUGCUAUGAGAAUGAGUUGGCCCUUGUCAGCCAAGAGGAAGACGAGGAUGAUGAUGAGGUGGAAGUGGGGGCAGGGUUAGGAGGAAGCACCAAGGAGGAUGGAGGAGUUAUCCAGAUGAUGGAAUUUGGUAGCCACUUGGAUCUGGAACGGCUACAGGCUACCAUUCCCUUAGAUGCCAUCUCAUACCGCAGAGAGUCGGCCAUCUAACUCCUUCUGCCUUUCCAUCCCACAUUUUUCACCCACCAUCUCCUUCUCCCUUCUGCAUCAGUGCUUAGUUGGAAAAGUCCCCAGAAAGCCUCCUUUGACUGCCUCUCAGCCCUUAAGCAUAUACAGGUACAGAGCUGCUCUGAUGUGCUCACCACUCCAGUGGGCACCACCUACCCUGGGACAGGCUUUGUGCAAGAAGGUGGGAGAGCAGUGUGUGUGUUGCAAACCUUUAUCUAGAGAGCUACUGUUGAGGGUAUGCCCUCCACAGACCCUACCUGUGUGCAGGGCUGGAAACAGGAGAAGACAGACUUGGACCUAAAACAUUUGUGUCUGAAGCUGAGGGAGUGACAGACUUUCCAUUCAUUUGUGAGCAUGGGGAGUGCUAACAGAACCAGAAGGGCCAAGAUUGUUGCCAGAGGGAAUGUAGGUUAUAAAUGCCAACCAAAUUGUCAUGGACAGAAGAGUUUGAGGCUCACUGAGGGAGGGCAGAAAGGAUCUGGGGUGGGGUUUAUUUGCAUGUUUAUUGCUUGUUGCACAUGACUUUUUUUGUAUAUAAAACAAAUCAAGAACCAAAAUCCAUAUUCUUCCAUUUAAAAUGCCAGACCAGGAGACAAGAACCCUGUAGCCCACUCUACUCUCUCUCACUCUCUUUCUUUCUCUGGUUUUUGACAUCCAUCACCCCCAGAGGCAGGCUGAGUCCACAUACCCACUCCAUGGUCCCUUUUUUUAAAGCUCUUCCUGCCUCUCUCCAGAGACAUCUAUAGAGAAGACAGAGCCCUGGGUGUGUGCAGGAUUGGGGGGCAGCCCCCAAAGGACAGACAACCAGCUUGCCAGUGCAGCUGUUCUGCUACAAGUUCCUUCCACCACCUCCAUCCUCCCUCUGUCAUCAGCUGUAAAAUUGAAUUUGUAACUAUUUAUUUUUAAUAAAGUAUAAU
Messenger RNA from Gavialis gangeticus (Gharial), 2269 nucleotides. It is a transcript of the gene KCNJ4, whose product is annotated as potassium voltage-gated channel subfamily J member 4. Gene Ontology annotation, biological process: regulation of monoatomic ion transmembrane transport; potassium ion import across plasma membrane. The coding region runs from base 54 to 1334 and encodes 426 amino acids. The transcript has a single exon. NCBI's taxonomy places the organism in Eukaryota, Metazoa, Chordata, Crocodylia, Gavialidae. Gene Ontology annotation, molecular function: inward rectifier potassium channel activity. Gene Ontology annotation, cellular component: plasma membrane. The record is from RefSeq and is a predicted model, not a curated record.